AUGCGAAUUCUCGGACUCUACGCAGUGUCAUCGAUUCUCCUGGCGACUACGAGCUCGGCCGGUCCGAUUGCUCAUGGUCCUCUCAGCCCUCGAAGUCUUCUUCGUUUCUACUCUAAUACGACUGUCACGACGAGCUCUCAUGCUUCUUCUCCGUCCUCGUCGUCAUUCGCGCAGAUAGGUCAUCAGCUUGAUGAUCCCAUCACUAUAAUACCUGUUCCGUCUCCUACGGGUCCUGAGAGUAGUCCGUCGACUACUCCUGAGACUAGUCCUACGACUGUUCCUGCAACCAGUCCUACAACCAGUCCUAUAGCCAGUCCUGCAGCCAGUCCUACUACAAGUCCUACAAACAGCCAUUCUGCGGCCAGUUCUACUGGAUCCGCAUCUGCUGACGCUCGAGGGCCGGUCAUACCUCUCAACAACACUCCUCCGUCAUCAUCUGCGACAGCCUCCCCGUCAGCCCAACGGAGCACUCCUGCUUCCAGCACUCCUAGUCCCACAGCCUCAGGCAGUGGGUCGAGUCAAGAAUCAAGUAGCAGAGGCGUUGGAAGCGGUUUUGCUCCAGGAUCCAGUAGCACAGUCGUUCCACCGGUCUCACCAAUUGUCACCCCGAUAGGAGGGCCAUACCGAAAUUCUUCCACUGCUGCUCCAAGCAGUCCUGCGACCAGCGCGGUAGCUUCGCCGUCUGGGCAGCCUUUCUCGAGUGCCGCGGUUGAAGGUCCAUCAGCGUCGCCGUCCUGCUCUCCAAAACCCUCUUUUCAGCCAACUCCCGACAGCUCGACAUCACCCUCUCAAAGGGUCAGUCCCUCUUCUACAGCGGUCUCUAAGGCAACUAUUACGCUUCCUGGGCUUGAGAAUGGGUCUACUCCAGGGCAGCAGCCAGCCACAACUUCACCUUCCACACCCACUUCUACGUCUACCCCUCCUAUACCCGCAGGGUCUGCAAGCCCUACAAGCGCGAGUCAACCUCCAGCUGCAGCUACGACACAAACGGCGGCCAGUCAAUCUGCGAGCCCAACAUCCCCUCCACCGUUCGAGCCGACCAUUGUCUUCGUCACCAUUACACCUCCUUCAACACCGCCUGCAGCACCGUCGCCAUCGGUAGCACCCGAGCCAAGUGAUUCACCAUCUGCUGAGAGCGCCUCAUCACCUGCAGUCAGCAAUGCCGAUACCGUAACUGCGACAGCAACUCCACCAACGGCAUCUGACAAGGGCGGCUCAGACGUGCCGACGAUCCAGCAGACCUCGACGCCACAGCCUUCGGAGCAGACUCCACAACCUGCGCCUGCGCCUGCACCGAGCGCGUCAGAAGGGAGUAGAGCGAAUCCUCCGCCACAGCCUGCGUCAACAAACACUGCUGGCCCACUCACUAUCGUUCCAGUGACGCCUGCCGGGGUGAUCACCGUGACCAAGACUGUGACGGAUACGGUUACAGUGACGGUGACAGCGACAGCGACGGUGACAACAACAGUAACCGUGCAGUAA
Rasamsonia emersonii CBS 393.64 is the source of this 1482-nucleotide messenger RNA. Its product is annotated as Autotransporter-associated beta strand repeat protein Precursor. The transcript has a single exon. The record is from RefSeq and is a predicted model, not a curated record. NCBI's taxonomy places the organism in Eukaryota, Fungi, Ascomycota, Eurotiomycetes, Eurotiales, Trichocomaceae. The coding region runs from base 1 to 1482 and encodes 493 amino acids.